AACCUCUCGGGAUAUUCUAGAGCGGUUAACAAAGUUUUGGGACUGUGGCCUGGGAAAAAGUAUUUUGGUUUAUAUAGAUUCCUACCAAUAUUCUUUUUUGUUGGUGCUGGACUGGAAUUUACUAUGAUAAAUUGGAAAGCAUUUGGCCGAACAAAUUUCUACGAGAUUUAUAAAAAGAAACAAGUAAGUGAGACAGCACGUGAAGAACUUCGAAAAGAAGGAAUAUUAGUAAAAUCCUAGAACAUUUGCGUUCAAGUAAAGGCGUAUUAAACUUGUAUCAUUCAGAAUGUCUAGUAAACGAAUAAAAUUUUGUGUAGCAUCUAUUUUGACAUUAUUUGCUGGUGCUCAAAGUGUCCACAUUGUUUACCAGCCAUUGAAUGAUUUCAGACAACUAGUAGAAGAAGAAAAAGAUCGAUUACGUAAAGAAUUAAAUGAAAAACAAAGAUAAUAUUUAACAGUAUGAUUUAGUCCAACUCUUUAUCCAAUUUUAAUUUGUAAAAUAUACUCUUUUCAGUACA
This is a messenger RNA of Nilaparvata lugens (brown planthopper), 518 nucleotides long. It is a transcript of the gene sloth1, whose product is annotated as small integral membrane protein 4. The transcript has a single exon. The annotation marks the transcript as partial. NCBI's taxonomy places the organism in Eukaryota, Metazoa, Arthropoda, Insecta, Hemiptera, Delphacidae. The record is from RefSeq and is a predicted model, not a curated record.